AUGGUGUCUCGUAUCCUCAUGCCGGUUAUUCUGCUUAUAAUCGAUCCUCUGAAAGCUGCAGAAAUUGCCCCUGUGCAGGGAGACUGUGGUAUCUAUAAUGUUAGUACAAAUGAUAUAGGAAUAAGCCUUAAAUCAGUGUACUCGCGUAUCUGUAAUGUUAGUGCAAAGGAUAUAGAAAUAAGCCUUAAAUCAGUGUACUUGCGUAUAUGUAAUGUUAGUGCAAAGGAUAUAGAAAUAAGCCGUAAAUCAGUGUACUUGCGUAUCUGUAAUGUUAGUGCAAAGGAUAUAGAAAUAAGCCUUAAAUCAGUGUACUUGCGUAUAUGUAAUGUCAGUGCAAAGGAUAUAGAAAUAAGCUUUAAAUCAGUGUACUUGCGUAUCUGUAAUGUUAGUGCAAAGGAUAUAGAAAUAAGCCGUAAAUCAGUGUACUCGCGUAUCUGUAAUGUUAGUGCAAAGGAUAUAGAAAUAAGCCUUAAAUCAGUGUACUUGCGUAUAUGUAAUGUUAGUGCAAAGGAUAUAGAAAUAAGCCGUAAAUCAGUGUACUUGCGUAUCUGUAAUGUUAGUGCAAAGGAUAUAGAAAUAAGCCUUAAAUCAGUGUACUUGCGUAUCUGUAAUGUUAGUGCAAAGGAUAUAGAAAUAAGCCUUAAAUCAGUGUACUUGCGUAUAUGUAAUGUCAGUGCAAAGGAUAUAGAAAUAAGCCUUAAAUCAGUGUACUUGCGUAUCUGUAAUGUUAGUGCAAAUGAUAUAGGAAUAAGCCUUAAAUCAGUGUACUUGCGUAUCUGUAAUGUUAGUGCAAAGGAUAUAGAAAUAAGCCUUAAAUCAGUGUACAUGUGUAUCUGUAAUGUUAGUGCAAGUGAUAUAGAAAUAAGCCGUAAAUCAGUGUACUUGCGUAUCUGUAAUGUUAGUGCAAGUGAUAUAGAAAUAAGCCUUCAAUCAGUGUAUUUGCGUAUCUGUAAUGUUAGUGCAAAGGAUAUAGAAAUAAGCCGUAAAUCAGUGUACUUGCGUAUCUGUAAUGUUAGUGCAAGUGAUAUAGAAAUAAGCCGUAAAUCAGUGUACUUGCGUAUCGUAUUGGCUAACAUUGCUGUGCUUUUCCAUAGUGCCAACAACACACCAAAGCAGGUGGAGGUGCGCAUGCACGACAGCCAGCUGGCAGCAGAGGAGGUUCACCCGCGGUCACCAUGCCUGCGAAUGUGCGACAAAAUCCGAGGGAACCUUCUUCUCUCUCUCACAGUAUUUGGUGUAAUUAUGGGCUCUGUAUGUGGGGCCAUUCUUCGCCUUGCGUCUCCUAUACACCCGGACAUUAUUAUGGUGAUUGCCUUUCCCGGAGACAUUCUCAUGAGGAUGCUGAAAAUGCUCAUUCUUCCGUUAAUUAUCUCCAGUUUAAUCACAGGACUGGCUGGGCUGGACGCAAAAUCGAGUGGGCGACUUGGAACGAGAGCAAUGGUUUAUUAUAUGUCCACCACAAUUAUCGCUGCAGUUUUGGGCGUCAUCCUAGUUCUGGCCAUACACCCCGGAGAUCCCAAACUCAAGCAGAAGCUUGGAAAGGGGCAGGAGAAUGAUGAAGUCUCCAGUCUAGAUGCCUUUUUUGACUUGAUCCGAAACCUCUUCCCUGAGAACUUGGUCCAGGCAUGUUUCCAGCAGAUUCAGACUGUGACCAAGAGAGUUGUAGUUGAAAAUCCUGUUGAAGAACCAUCUAAUAUAACAGAGUCUGUCUUUGCGAUGAUGAAUGAUACGGUUACCACGACCACUGAGGAGAUAAAAAAGAAGCUGGAAUACAAAGACGGCAUGAAUGUCCUAGGCGUCAUUGGAUUCUUCAUUGCAUUUGGCAUUGCCAUGGGGAAGAUGGGUGAACAGGCGAGACUGAUGCUGGAAUUCUUCAACAUCCUGAAUGAGAUUGUGAUGAAGCUGGUUAUAAUGAUCAUGUGGUACUCACCUUUUGGUAUUGCCUGCCUUAUCUGUGGGAAGAUCAUCGCCAUUAAGGACCUGGAACUUGUCGCCAGGCAGCUGGGCAUGUACAUGAUCACCGUCAUCAUUGGUCUCAUUAUUCAUGGAGCUAUUUUCCUGCCAUUAAUUUACUUUGCGGUAACCAGGAAGAGCCCUUUCCCUUUUCUAGCUGGGAUAUUCCAGGCUUGGAUCACAGCUUUGGGUACAGCAUCCAGUGCUGGCACCCUUCCUGUAACCUUCAGAUGCUUGGAGGAGAAUCUAGGUAUUGAUAAAAGGGUAACACGGUUUGUUCUUCCUGUUGGAGCUACAAUCAACAUGGAUGGGACAGCGCUGUAUGAGGCCGUAGCCGCCAUCUUUAUUGCACAGAUGAACGGAAUUGUACUGGACCCUGGGCAAAUAGUCACUGUGAGCUUGACAGCCACCUUGGCUAGCGUAGGAGCAGCCAGCAUCCCCAGCGCAGGGCUGGUCACCAUGCUUCUAAUCCUGACUGCUGUAGGAUUACCAACCCAAGACAUCAGCCUUCUUGUUGCAGUGGAUUGGCUCUUGGAUCGGAUGAGAACAUCUGUGAACGUUGUGGGUGAUUCAUUUGGUGCUGGCAUUGUCUACCAUCUAUCUAAAGCAGAGCUGGACGCUCUAGACAAGCUGCAUGGACAACAUGACAUUGAGAUGACCAAGACUCAGUCAAUUUAUGAAGACAUGAAGAAUCACAGAGAGAAUAACUCCAACCAGUGCAUUUAUGCAGCUCACAAUUCAGUGGCUGCAGAUGACUGCAAGGUACCGUUCACCUUAAUGGAUAUGGAGACUUGUAUAUAG
This is a messenger RNA of Bombina bombina (fire-bellied toad), 2754 nucleotides long. It is a transcript of the gene SLC1A2, whose product is annotated as solute carrier family 1 member 2. Gene Ontology annotation, biological process: L-glutamate transmembrane transport. The transcript is spliced from 11 exons. Bases 1 to 2754 code for a protein of 917 amino acids. Gene Ontology annotation, molecular function: neutral L-amino acid transmembrane transporter activity; L-glutamate transmembrane transporter activity; glutamate:sodium symporter activity. The record is from RefSeq and is a predicted model, not a curated record. Gene Ontology annotation, cellular component: plasma membrane. Lineage: Eukaryota; Metazoa; Chordata; Amphibia; Anura; Bombinatoridae.